Olea europaea var. sylvestris is the source of this 789-nucleotide messenger RNA. RefSeq lists its product as uncharacterized. The record is from RefSeq and is a predicted model, not a curated record. Lineage: Eukaryota; Viridiplantae; Streptophyta; Magnoliopsida; Lamiales; Oleaceae. The transcript is spliced from 3 exons. Bases 73 to 606 code for a protein of 177 amino acids.
UUCUCUUCAUUGAGUUCUCCCACCAAAUUAUUUUUCAAGAAAAUCAGUUCAUAAACAAACAGUAAACAAAAAAUGAAAAUAUCUUUUGUUCUCUUCUUUGCAUUCUCCAUGUUUCUUCAAGGCACACGAGGUGAAGUAAUCUGCGAGACUUUGCCUGCAAAUCUCUGUUCCUUUGCAAUUGCAUCAUCUGGAAAGAGGUGCGUAUUGGAGAAUUACAGAGAUGAAGAAGGGAAGCCGGACUAUACAUGCAAAACAUCAGAAGUGGUUGUUGAAAGAAUUGCUGGAUAUAUAGAGUCCGAUCAAUGUGUUAAUGCAUGCGGAGUCGAUCGGAGCUUCAUCGGAAUUUCCUCUGACGCCUUCCUUGCUCCGCAGUUUACCGCUAGACUUUGCUCCCCGGCUUGUUACCAGAACUGCCCUAACAUUGUUGACCUCUAUUACAACUUGGCUGCUGGUGAAGGAGUAUAUUUGCCUGCUCUUUGUGAGAAACAAAAGACCCACCCCCACCGGGCCAUGUUGGCGCUUUUGAGCAGCGGUGCCGCCCCCAGUCCCGUGGCUAUCGACUCUUUCGGCGGAAUCGCUGAUGCUCCAACUCCUGCAUCUACCUAAAUUAUUGUUGAAUUAUACUAUUCACGAGAAAAUAGGGAAAUCAAAUAUAUACAGUGUUUUGGAUUGGCUUAUGAUUAAAGUAUUUUUGUGAUAUAAAUUUAAUGUUUGAAAUCGAGUUGAAUAAUGCUUUUGUACUUAUGAUUUUAUGCAAAAGCUUCUUUUUUAGCAAAUCUCAUUAGAAUC